Molecule: messenger RNA, 2629 nt
Organism: Ectocarpus siliculosus
Lineage: Eukaryota; Phaeophyceae; Ectocarpales; Ectocarpaceae
Source: the annotation of a GenBank genome assembly
GUUUCCAGUGCGGGUCAGUUCCGUGCGUGUCUCUAUGUUGGGCGUCUUCCGCUCGCCGUCUCCGUGUGCCUUCGCAUUGGGAGUGCCUCGAUUUCUCACGUCAUGUGCGUUGCAGCGCGGCGUUCGAAGUGGCAGUUUUCAAACUCGCCAACCAGAGCGAAGCAUGUGCUUGUGGGCAGCGGCAACACAGGCGGCGCCACGGCGGGCGGACAAGCCAGCUGCAGCAGCAGGGGUAGAAGAGGACGACGUAGAAGUGUUCGAGAACGAGCUGGACGCGAUGGUGGUGGAAGGCGAUGGUGACGAUGCGACACCAGAAGGACGUCCUUCCUCGCCGAGAAGACUGAGCCUGCUCGAGUCGAACGUCAACAUCCUCGAGCAAGACUGCAAGGUGGCGCAGCUGUUUGUGGACGCGGCAGCCUCACGCAAGGACAAUCUCUACCUAGGGCUCGACAUCAGCACGCAGAGCACAGGCUACGCCGUCCUCCGACCUUCCACGGCAACGAUGUCCAACCUUGGGGGUCACUGCCUUUCGGAUGACGUCUCUCAUGCUGAUAGGCCGGGGUUGUUGCGAGAGAUGGGUGAGGCUAAUCUUGUGGAGUGGGGCUGCAUCUCUGGCAACGGCAGCGAUGGGAAGAAGGGGGACGAGAUCGACGUGGGUAUUAUCGUGGAGGAAGUAUUGGUCCAGGUGGCGGAAAGGUGUGUUCGAAGUACGGGUGGGAAGGCACCAGCAGCGUCGGUAACAACGUCGGAGCUUGAGGAGAGCGUCGGCAGCGGGUGUGCCGUAAAGGGGUACAAGAAGACAGGAGAUGCAGGAGACGACCUGCAGCCUGAAGCAGAUGACAAGGGGCGGGUUUGGGUGGUUGGUGUGGAAGACUUCAUGCGGAGAUUCUUGCCGGGGAGGUCGAACGCAAAGUCUAUCUUUGCGCUAGCGCAGCUGAACGGCAUCAUCAAGUACGCCUGCCACAAGCACCUAGGCGUGAAAGCGAACAGCUUUCACCCUUCAACACCGCGGUCGUUCUACAGCCUCACCAAGAACAAGCCCGAAGGCAAGGAUAUGAAGCAAAUCGUGCACGACUUCGCGCUUAGCCAGGAAAACGGGGCCUUACAUUCCAGGUACGAGUGGCCACUGUCUCCCGACGGUUCGAAGGCGGACGCUAGCUACGACAUUACGGACGCCUACCUGAUCGCGCGAUAUUCGUGGCAUAGAGAUGUCUUCCGGGCAGUGGCCGACAACAGCGCUGCCAAAGACAGAUUCGCGGAGAGCUUCCGGUCGCUGCACAGCAAGAACCUGCUAGCCGCCGAGAAGCGGGCUAUCGAGAUGUUCAUCAACGGAGACAUGCCUGCGGCGAAGGGGAAGAAGAAACUCAAGCCCAUGACCGAGCGGAGCGCGAGGAAUGCGCACCGAAAGCUUCAAGACGCCAGAUUCACCAGAGCGUACGAGACGGCUCUCAUGGAGUGGUUUCAGCAACGAGUGCUCGGGGCCGGGUUGUGACAAGAAAUGUCGUGUCGGCUUCCAGCUGAAUACCCACCGUGGAGUGUAGUAGUGUAGUGCAGUCCGAGGUUCAUCGUAGCGUGAUGUGCGAUGUUGUCUCUCUCCCUCGCAGAGUCAGGGAGAGAAGAGCUGCAUCUGUUGCGAUGCUAGUUCUAGAGGAUAUUAAAUGGCUGGAGAGCAUGUACAAUGUUAGAAAGCGGGGUGAAACCCUUGUCGCGUCGAAAGAGUCGGCUUACGCUGUGAGGUAAGGUGUCCAAGUUUGUGGUGUCAAGGUUGAUUUGAGCGUGUACAUGCAUGUCAGGGGUACUACUGAUGUACACGUUGUAUGUCGUGGCCAACGGCGGCACUUGUCUGUCCGGUCUUAUCAUGCAGCAGCAGCAGUACCGACACGUGACAGACGAUUUCAAGCACGCUUUUGGCAUGUUUUCGUGCAACUACAACAACACUUGCAAAAACGCAGCGUGUCUCGCGGCGCGUGCUGAUUUAAAAAGAGAUUUAUGCAAAUAACAACGGUCACCAGGGACAGAUAAGGUAAGACAGUGCACGCCCUACUGAAACCAUAAUUCGCACCUUUGGCACGAUAAUUCGUACUGGUACACCCAACAUUUUCUGCAAGACUACAAUAUGUACGACACAGACCAUUCUCUAGCGUCCACUGCCCUCUGUGCUUCCCUACCGCCACCCCCCCGCACUGCACAAACCCUUACCCAACAAACAUCCAUCAAACCUACGGGGGUAGCACAGACGUGCUAGACGCCGAAAACUAGUCAAAGAGUUAGCAUGCCACUUGACCAAGGGAAGCAAUCCAACCGCCCGGCCUGCAGAUGCCAACACACAAAAGAAAAAAAGUUUACUGACAGAGAAACUUCACACGCCUAGUCCGCACGGCAUGCAUGCGCUUGGGCAUAACAAACAUGAUGCCAGACUCAAGCAAGGGUUGUGUCAGUGGCUGAUUUCUCAUGGCUCUCAACAAACAACCUUGGAGCGCAUCACCGUGCACGAUGCCACAGCCGUAGUCAUCACGAAACUGAGGCAUGCGAUAGUCUACUCCAAGUCAGCUCGCAAAUCCGCUCGCCCGCUCGAUGGCACACGAGGCGCCGGUGCACAACAAACCAAAAAAUGGACGAACGAACGAUA